Messenger RNA from Elgaria multicarinata webbii, 6177 nucleotides. It is a transcript of the gene AHDC1, whose product is annotated as AT-hook DNA binding motif containing 1. NCBI's taxonomy places the organism in Eukaryota, Metazoa, Chordata, Lepidosauria, Squamata, Anguidae. The transcript has 5 exons. Bases 107 to 5494 code for a protein of 1795 amino acids. The record is from RefSeq and is a predicted model, not a curated record.
GGAAGGAAGGAAGGAGGAGAAGAGGAGAGCGGCGGCAGCGGCGGCGGCGGCGGCGGCGUCAUGUCCAGCAGAGUUGCGCGAGGAUAAUGUGAUCGACAAAGAGGCGAUGAAUAUGCUGUCGCUGAAGGUUGGCAGUGGCGCCGAAGGGUCGGGCAGCCUCCCCGGCAGCCAGGAGCCCUCGCUUCUGGAAGAAAAAAGUCUCGCCCGAAAGGCAGCGUCCGCCGAAGGGAUCGGAGCCCAGCAGCAGGCUGAUGGGAGCUCCAUCGCCUGCCAGCCCGUUGGACUGGAAAACGGAGCCAACCCGCCGGCUGAAUGGUUUCCACGGAGCCAGGGCUCGGGGCUGCGGCAGCCCAACAGCGAGGUGGACGGCGGCGAGAGGAACUUCAGGGUGAACCUCCACUGCAAACAUGGGCGGCCCAGAGAACUCAAGUGUAACAGCAGGAGCAGCAAAGCAGAAGGUCCAGGCCCCACAUUUGCAGAUGUCCAUCCCAGCAACUGUUCAGCCAAGAGACACGCUGGUGAAGACGAACUGAGGAAGCGCCUGAAAUCCCAGGGCCCACCGGUCCCGCCCCCAGGGGGCGCCGUCCGCAGCUCUUCCGAUUACUCCCAAGAGCCAAAGUUCUACCAGGCCGGGCAUCCCGGUCAAAAGGCGUCGGCGUGUCUGGCGGAGAAGGCCUUGUCGUUCAGCAUGCUCAGUUUCCCGGAGGGCUCCUGCUCAGCGUCAAGCCGGGAGCACAAACCGGGCUCGCUGCGCCAUACCGAGGCAGCUGACCGGUACAAGAGCCUCCACACCCAGGGCGCCGCCGAGGCUGAGGCCUCGCCGCCGGCCAACCUUCUGGGCGUCCCUGUCGAUGCCCAGGGCCUGGAUGAGACGGCCACGCACGACAGAGCUGCCAAGACCUUCUCCAACGCCACCCUGGCCUCGGGGAGGUGCAACAUUGACAACAUCAUCUCGCUGCUCAAGAGCAAGUGUGGCAACGGCCGUAUCAACCUCUACCCCGUGGUGCAGCUCAUAGACAUCAUGAAGGACAUCAACCGCCUCUCCCAGGACCUGAAGAGCUGCGGGGUUCACCUGGACUGCAGCGGCCUACAGCUCAACAGCCACCCGUCAUCGCUCGGGGAGGAAGGCCGGGAUCAGGGCCUGCAGUACAGCUUCUACUCCUCCCCCAUGCUGGCCAACAGCAUCCGUAGCCCCGAGGAGCUAGCGGCACAAGGCAGCGCCAAAGCUGAGCUGUCCACGCAGACCCACUCUGGCCUCUAUGUGGGAGAGGCAGAGGGGGACGCUCAGGGCACCCAGUACCCAGCUUGCCAGAGCAGCCCUGCUCUGAAGGCCCCCAGCAGCCUCGACGAAGCUAGCAGCUCAGAGUCUGACACCACCGAUUACACCGAGCUGGCCGACACGGACAUCCUGAGCGAACUGGCUUCCCUGGCUUGCCAGGGCCCCCCGUUGCUAGAUCAUCCACACACGGAGUCCCACCCCCAGUUGCUACCAAGCCAGGGGCUCGAUUCAAGGUCACAGCUAAUGGGAUCGCAGUCUCUGGAACACCAGCCUCAGUUAGUAGACUCCAAGUCCCUGGAGCCUCCUCCGGAACCCCUGGCCCUGCAGACUGUGGGGCCCUUGCCUGCACCGCUGGGGCUGCAGACGCUAGAACCGCUAGAGCUGCAGAGCCUGGAGCCGCUGUCCGAAUCGCUCUCCCUCCAGUCCCUGGAACCCCUUUCCGAGCCUCUGGGCCUCCAGUCUUUAGGGACCCUGGACCACCAAUUGCUCGACUCCCAAGGCCAGCUCCUGGAUCCAGAAGCCCAGCUGCUAGGCCCCCUGCCCAAGUUGUUAGACUCCCGGCCCCAGCUGGGGACGGAUGAGUCCCUCGGAGCACAUCCACCACCGUCCCAACCCCGCCUCGGAGGCUGCUCCCUGAGAGGAGUGGUGAGGCGAGGGGCCGGGCGGGGGCGGGACGAUCACAGGAAGUACGCUCUGCGCAGAACAGACAAACCAAAGAUACUCUGCCGCCGGCGCCGGGGAGGACGGGGGCGGCGGGCAGAGAUUGCAGCCGAGACCAGGGUCCUCCCCAUGGCUGUGCCAGUGGAGGUGGUGAUGGCGCAACCGGAGGAAGCCAGGAUGCCCGUGGCCCCCGUGGCAGCGGCCGAAGUGCUUGGUCCCCUCGCUUCCACUCUGGAGCCUGAAGAUGGCCAGAAACUCGCAGCCGCCAACUCGCAGCCUGCAAAAGCCAAGUGCCGCGGAGUGCGCAGGAUGGUGGUGAAGAUGGCCAAGAUCCCAGUCUCCCUUGGGAGGAGGAAUAAGACGACGUACAAAGUCUCCUCCCUCAACAGCAACCUGAACCUAGAAGGCAAGGAGCUGACAAACUGCAGCUCGAUGGAGCCAACUCCGCUGCUGAAGAUGAAGAACAACGGCCGCAACGUGGUCGUGGUCUUCCCUCCGGGUGAAAUGCCCAUCAUCCUGAAGCGCAAGCGGGGAAGGCCCCCCAAGAACCUGAUGCUGGGGCCCUGCAAACCCAAGGAGCCCACCCCAGAAGUCAAGAAGCGGAGGAGGAGGAAACAGAAACUGGCGUCGCCACAACCCUCUUACGUGGCUGACACCAACGACAGCAAAGCCGACUACUCGGACGUGCUGGCAAAGCUGGCCUUCCUCAACCGCCAGAGCCAAUGCUCAGCUCGCUGCUCCCCACCCCGCUGCUGGACCCCGAGCGAGCCGGACUCCAUCCACCAGGCCCCUGACACUCAAAGCAUCUCCCACUUCUUGCACCGAGUCCAAAGCUUCCGGCGGCGCGGGGGCAAAGGAGGCGGGUUUGGGCGCGGAGGGGCUCACUCGGCCCGCUCGUCUCGCUGCUCCUUCAGUGAUUUCUUUGAAGGCAUUGGCAAGAAAAAGAAGGCGGCCCCGGGAGCCGCCAUGCAUGCCGACCCCGCUCACCCACGGAAAAGGGGCCGGCCAGAACCGGAUGCCAUGGAGAAGCCCAAGAGGAAGAGGAGAUCCCGCAAGAACGGGGUUCUGUUUCCGGAGCAGAACCUGAGCCAGAACUUCAGCGACGGAACCUCUGAAUGGUGCGGAGACAAGGAGAGCCUGUGGAUGUCCCACCACGGAGCCCUCUCCAGCCAAGCCAGCCGGAACUGCAGUUACCAAGGCCCCGACUCUCGGACUUUCCACUCUUCAGCGCUGGAGCCGAGCUCUUCCAGCCGGACUGGUUUUUAUGGCGGGAGCAAUCCGUCCUCCCAGUCGGAGCUCAGCCAGGAAAGACAGAGCCUGUUCACAGGCUACUUCCGCUCCCUGCUGGACUCGGACGACUCUUCCGACCUGCUGGACUUUGCCCUCGCCAACACGCGCUCUGAGUCGCGCAAGUCCACGGCCACGUACACGGCCCCUCCCAACGCCAUCGCCACUCAGAGGGGCAUGGCCUCUUACCCGAGCCGAGGAGGUAAAGUCACGCCCUCUUCCACCACCGCUACCGCGACGACCGAGGCGCCCUUCCAUACGGCCAUGACGGGCCGGCAGUCCUUCCCCCCCAGCAGGGCGACGGGAUACACCCUUUCUCAGGUGGCUUCCGAGUGCCGCGGCACAGAAGCCUUCCAAAAGCUGGCGCCCCUCUCGGCUGUGUCCCGGUCCCCUACCACUCACUCCACGGCAGCCUCCAGCUAUGCACAGUACAGCAGCUACAGCGGUGGUGGCGGUGGGCAGAGCCUGACACCCUCCAGCCUGUUCCCGCAAGGGAAGCCCUACCACGCCACGCAGGACUGCCCCAACAGCAAAGACUGCAGCUUCACCUACGGCAGCGGCAACAGCCUGCCCUCCUCGCCCAGCAGUGCCCACAGUGCCAGCUACGCCCAGCAGGCGUCAGGGCCCAGCUUGCCCUUGAGCAAGGCCUCCUUCUUCAACAGCUCGGAUCCCAGCCAGUUCUCCGGCUCCUCCCACACACCAAUGAGGUGCGACAGCCGGGCCAGCACGGUGUCCCCGGGAGGCUACAUGGUUCCCAAAGGGUCGGUCUCCUUCCAGCCCUCCCCAGAGAACUGCCGGCAGUUUCCCAGUGCCUCCCAGUGGGCUUUCCGGCAAGGCUAUGGCGGCCUGGACUGGAACGCCGAGACCUUCAGCCAGCUCUACAACCCAGGCUUCGACUGCCACAUCAACGAGCCCAACGUCAUCCUGGACAUCUCCAACUACACCCCCCAGAAGGCCAAGCAGCAGACCGUCUCCGAGACCUUUUCCGAAUCCUCCUCGGACAGCACCCAGUUCAACCAGCCGGCUGGCUACAGGAGGGCCAACAGCGAGGCCUCCUCUAGCGAGGGCCAGUCCAGCCUCUCUAGCCUGGAGAAGCUGAUGAUGGACUGGAACGAGUCGUCUUCAGCCCCAGGUUACAACUGGAACCAGAGUGUCUUAUUCCAGAGCAGCUCCAAGCCGGGACGUGGCCGGCGGAAGAAAGUGGACCUCUUCGAUGCGGCCCACCUGAACUUCACGACGGCCGCGUACCCUUCCAAGAGGGGCACGGGGGCCAGGCAGCCGCGAGGUUCCCGGGGCGCGUGCGCCUCCAAGAAGGAGCGAGGCACUGGCAAAAGCAAGUUCCCCCCCAAAUCCCAGCCGGUGAACCCACUGUUCCAAGACAGCACCGAUUUAGGCCUGGAUUACUACAGUGGAGACAGCAGCAUGUCCCCGCUGCCUUCCCAGUCCCGGGGCUUCGGGCUCAGCGAACGAGACCCCUGUGACUACGCCGGGCCUUAUUCCAUGAACCCUUCCACCCCGUCGGACGGCACCUUUGGGCAAGGGUUCCAGAGCGACUCCCCCGGCCUGGGGCAGACCGACCUGGAAAGCAAGCAUUUCCCCGCCUUGCCCCACCAGCUUGCCGUCCCGCCCCCUCAGCAGACUGUGUUUGAAACGGGCCUGCAGAAGGCGUUCUCGCCCAACUGCUCCCCCACCCUGGCCUUCAAGGAGGACUUGCGGCCCGGCGACAUCCGGAAGCUGCCGGCCUGCGACUCGCUCAAACACAGCAUGCCGGGGGCCGCUGGCAUGGCCCACUCCACGGCCGGGCACAUGGCCUGCCGGGACCUGCCCAUGUCUCAGCCGCACUACGACUCGCCCAGCUGCAAAAACCCCGGCUAUUGGUACUCCCCCACUUCCAGCACCCGUAGCCCUCCCUAUGACAACAAACCUGGGGUCGGGAUGCUGGUGGACUUCAUGGGGAGAAGCCCGGAUGCCUCCUGCCUCAACCCCCACCUGACCAGCGCCCCCAGCAGCAACCCUUCCAAGAGCGAGAAGGAGCCCAUGGACAUGACCAGGGCUCACCACCGAGGGGCCUACAUUUGCCCCUUGAUGAAUGACUUGAAUAUCUCCCCAGUCCCGAGAGACUCCAUGCUGCCGCUGCAGGACAACUAUAGGUACCCCAGCUUUGCGCCCCAAGGGCACCCCAUCAUGGCUGCAGCCCAGAAGAGCGGGUUUUUGGGUCCAAUGCUAGAGCAACACCCCGAGGACACAUUCACAGUCACCUCAUUGUAGUGUCAUCUGAAGUGCCAACCCAGACAACGAGGUUUUGUUUCAGGUUUCCAUAUCCAACAGGAAAAAGACCCUUCCCAGCGAUCACACUCUUGCUACGCUCUUGCAACGAACUGUGGCUCCUCUUGACAUUGCUUCUUGGGGUGGGGGAGGGGUGAGGAAGAGGAGGGAGAGUUCCACUGGGAAAUCUUCGUCCACCGAGAAAUCAAAGCAAGAAGAUGGACACCUUGUGUCGCCUCUCCCGACCUUCUCUGUAUUACUGUGUCCCUCUUUGGUCCUGCGUCUCCAAUUCCUCCCUGUCCCCUGGUCGCAGGUCUGUCGCUGAGAUGCUUGUGUCUCCUCUACCGAGAAGCAAGAAGCGGGUGGGGAGGUGGUGACGGGACUUUUCUUUCUGCACAAAACCAGCAAUUGUAAAUACUUUUCAAAAAUGUAAAAAAAAUACAAAAAAAAAAUACAAAACAGCAAACACAAUGAAAACACACACACACACACACAUAAAUGUUUUCAAAAUCGGAAAUAAAUGUUUUGCGGACAAAAAUGAAAGUCCAGAGAGCGUCAAAGCAGGAGAGAAGCUAACUGUGUCAGGUAUGCACUGAGAAAACUAUUUGCAGAUUGAUUGACAAAAAAGUAACAAGAACCUAUUUAUUGUAUAUAACGUUUUAUUAUAAAUCGUGUAUUGUAUAUUG